This is a messenger RNA of Chara braunii, 1781 nucleotides long. Lineage: Eukaryota; Viridiplantae; Streptophyta; Charophyceae; Charales; Characeae. The record is from the annotation of a GenBank genome assembly.
UCUGUUAGUCCUGCGAUACCUCAACUCCAGUAGCGAGAGGGGCGAACCGCGACGGAGAUGUCGGAAAGCCCACUAUUGAGGAGGGCGCAGGUGUACACUGCACCGUGGCUAGGAGGCGCCUCGGGGAUGCGAGGCACCAGGGGGGGAUUGAGCACGACGCUGGCGGGAAAGGUCAGCGUAGUGGCGGUCGAGGGCGAUAGUGUAAGGGCACCGCGAGGAGGUAUGACCGUCCAAGCGGCAGCGCAAACACCCACGUCGGCCCAAAAUAGCCGCGCGCUCCUCAGCGGAAAGGACACCGCGAGGAGGAACAAAGCCCUGAGGGAGGUCUUGCUGAGGGACCUCGGGGGGCGACGCGCCAGCGUGACCAGGGCGGCUGCGUGCCCGGGAAAGGGUGGAGAGGAUAAGUUGGAGGCGCUCAGCCAUAGGGAGAGUAGGGUCCUCCAGGUGGUGUUGGACGGCAUCGCUGAGGUCGAGGUCAUCGCUAUGAUCACCCGCUGGCGACAGCGGGGCACCAGCGUCCUGCUCACCAUACUCGAUCGCGCUGAAGCGGCGCGAGAAGUGGCGACCCUGCUGCGUGGAACGGCGGGGGCGACUGCGGAAAGGCGAACGGCGCUGGGAAGUGCCAUGAGAGGAGGAGGCGUAACCCGUGCGCUGAGGCUGGGAGGAGGAGGCGGGGUGAAGACGGACUCGCAUCUGCUCAUGGUUCCUGGCGGCCUCGCAAGCCUGCGGGGCCAAUGUGAACUCAGAACGGAUACGGAAGGAGAGUUGUUGGGGAUUCUAUUCGGAAAGGUGAGGGACGGCCACGUAGAGCCAAUCACGAGUGAAGUUUUGGUGUUCCUGGCGCAGCUCCUGGACGAUCUCCCUCUAAAUAUCAUUUCACGUUGUAACGAGCGGCCCACACCGGCGACACUCACCCGUACGUUGGUACCUCAUCUGUUGUGGUCCACGAGUACGGAGUUCGAUCGAGAUAACUCCUACUACCCCUCCUCGGGCCACUAUCUGGUCAUUGACGUGACCGAUCUCACCUUGUGGGAUCUGAUCACUCGAAGGGUGGAAGCAGAAGAAGAGGUAAACGAAGAGGAGGAAGAGAGAGAGGAGGUGAGCAAAGAAGAAGAAGAAAACUCGGGGGCGGAAUCUGAGGACCUUCAUUACCACGAGUCUGAGGAGGGCGAGCUGGAAGGAAGUGACUCGGGUGGAUCGGACAGCUCCAACGGACGGAGUGAGGAGGAAGACGAAGCCGCAGCCCAGAAGAGGCGGGAAAGGGCAAAAGGAAAGUGGCCGGUGGAAGAUUCGGACGAACCUGUGGCGUGGCUACUACAAAGCGAUCCGGCGCGCAAUCCAGAGUCACCACAAGAGGAGCCCGGAGAAGAUUGCGUCACCACCGCGGAGGGAUACAGAAGCCGACGCUGUAGAAGAAGUCCUUCGCCGACUCAAUCCUCUCCACCACCACGGCCCACCGUUCGCAUACGUGGAGAUGCGGGCGCCUAGGCUUCGUCCCCGGUCGUUAUCCCGCCGUCCCCUUGAUUACCUCACCAUCCAUCAGCUCGUGGGCCGCCCUCCGUUCCCUUCUAACUUGCAUCCUUUCCCACCUUCCCUCUUCCACCAACUCUAUUCUACCCGCCUCAUUGCCACCGUUUUCCUGCACGCCACCACUCAUUCUCUCGUAAUUUUUUUUCCCCUUCGCAUCCUUCUCUUUGGCGCGGCAUGGCAGGAAUAUAAUAAUAUAGAGGUUUAUUGCAUAAUCGCGGGUACCAUCCCCGCAUGCGAAGAGCAUGAGAAUU